GUCCGCUUCGAGAUGUCCCUUGUAAGAAGGGGUCGCUGCAAAAUCGGACAGUACUGCCUGCAAUUAUUAUUUACGAAUUACGCCAAAUUUUUGCCGCCGAUUACGAAUUACGUUAAAUUCUCAGAGCUGAUUACGAAUUACGUUAAAUCAUGAGGAUUCCAGACCGUCUAAAACACAGCAACUAAUAGUUCUACGUCAAAACUAUUGCCUUUGUGUUGGUUGGCGCAUAGGCGGUAGAUCCAGGAGUUUUUUUGGAGUGAAGACAAGCUCUGGCGGGUGCCCAAAUCACCCGAAAUCGGGUUCGAACCGGUGGCUGCCGAAGGCACCGGGCGAUAACUAGGUGAAGCCGAUCAGCGAGUUCCGAGCGCGCCAUAAUUGUGAUGUAUGCCGGGAUGUGUCACACAGACGUCCACGUGUGGCAGAACGGAUUCUACCUGGGAGAGGGGAAACAUUUCCGCUACAGCGAGAGGCCAGGAUUCACCCUGCCUAUUAUCAUGGGCCACGAGACCUCGGGAACGGUGUACUCGUUUGCCGGUGACGCGGAGCAAGGCGACGUGCAGGUGGGGGAUAGCGUGGUGGUGUACCCGUGGGUGGGCUGUGAGAACUGCCAGGCCUGCGCCACCGGGAACGCCAACUACUGCAAGGGUCCGCUCAAAUACAUCGGGCCGGUGGUGGACGGAGGCUAUUCUGAGUACGUGAUCGUUCCGCACCCCCGGUACCUGGUGAAGGUACCAGCGGGCCUGCCCAUGGACGCCGCCGCCGUGCUGGCCUGUGGAGGACUGACUGCCUACAACGGCGUUACAACCGUCCAGCCGACAGUGGAGAGGCUGUCCAAAUUCAGGGAGCGUUGCACACUGCUGAUCGUGGGGCCUGGCGGGCUCGGUCUCUGGGCGGUUAAACUGGCCAAGCACGUCCUUCCUCCGGGCACCAGGAUCGUCUGUGCGGACGUGGACGCAGCAAAACUGAAGAUUGCUAAAGACAAUGGCUGUGAUGACACCAUACUUUGGGACAGGGAAGCUGACGUCGCCACGACUGUUGCUGCCACCCGUGCUAUCUGUACAGAUGGGGUAGACGCUGCCAUCGACUUUGUCAAUUCCUCCAAAACCUUUGCCAACAUACAGGGCUGUCUGGAAAAGUGUGGCAUCCAUGCUGUGGUCGGUCUGUUCGGAGGCGGCGGGACCAUCCCUCUCCCAACAUUCGCCCUACAGCAGAAGCAGGUGGUGGGUGUGCACGUGGGCGGGCUGCACCAGUUCAAGGAACUUCUGGCUCUGGUGGCAGACAAGCAGAUCCCUGCCCCUCCAUUGGAACAUCACCCCCUGGAACAGACAUGGGAUGUCCUGCAGGCACUGCAAGCUGGGAAGGUGGAAGGCCGUGCAGUCUUCCACAUGAACAAAACCUAAGCACCGGGUCAGUUCAAAUAGCCCCAAUCUCACGUCAGUGACCUAACGUUUACAUAAAAGUUAUCCAUGUGCAAGGAGGGACUUACAUUUAUAUUGAUCACACCGUGCGGGUAAUGGACCAGAAUGUAAUUGCUUUUCAACUCAGGGAAGCAGCUUUGAAAUAAUGGAAAAGUCAAACAAAACAUCAUCUGCCUUCUUUUCUUUUGAAGAAUCUGUGAUGAAUACUUUGAUGGAAAUAAGUAGUUGUCUUGUCUGGGUGCUUUUGUUUCCUUCACAAAGACUAAUAAAAUUCUUCUGACUGAAAUAAAUUGUUCUUUA
This is a messenger RNA of Branchiostoma belcheri (Belcher's lancelet), 1718 nucleotides long. RefSeq names its product alcohol dehydrogenase-like. The record is from RefSeq and is a predicted model, not a curated record. The transcript is spliced from 9 exons. Gene Ontology annotation, biological process: alcohol metabolic process. Bases 381 to 1400 code for a protein of 339 amino acids. NCBI's taxonomy places the organism in Eukaryota, Metazoa, Chordata, Leptocardii, Amphioxiformes, Branchiostomatidae. Gene Ontology annotation, molecular function: zinc ion binding; alcohol dehydrogenase (NADP+) activity.